This is a messenger RNA of Nicotiana tabacum (common tobacco), 1440 nucleotides long. Lineage: Eukaryota; Viridiplantae; Streptophyta; Magnoliopsida; Solanales; Solanaceae. The record is from RefSeq and is a predicted model, not a curated record.
AUGGCUGGACAAGUGUAUAAGGAUAAGGCUACAUUGAAAGAGGUGAUGGAGAAUUAUGCUAUAGCUCAAAGGUUUGAAUUCCGGGUUGAUAGGUCUAAUGCUGUCAGUUAUGCAUUAUCAUGUAUUUCAGAAGAUUGUGAAUGGAGGUUUAAGGCUUCAAGCAUUAACAAAUCAGAACUAUUCAAAGUGAGAGAAUUCAUUGAUAACCAUACAUAUCCGCUGAAGGACAAGGUGUAUGAGCAGCGGCAGUCAAGAAACAGCCUUAUAUGUGGUAUGAUAAGGCCUAAGCUUACAAAUUAUAAGAGGAAAUACACCCCAAAGGAUAUUAUUGAUGAUGUGAAAUCAGAUUUAGGUGUAGACAUUAGCUACAUGUUGGCGUGGAGGGCUAAAGAAAAACCCAUUGUUGUUGUGGAUGGAAGUCACCUAAAAUCUUACUACACCGGGACAUUUGUUUCGGCAAGCACGCUGGAUGGUGCAGAGAACGAUGCUGCUUGGACGUGGUUCUUUGAGCAAUUCAAGAUAGCAUACGGUGACAGGGAAAACAUGUGCAUCGUUUCAGAUAGAAAUGAGAGUAUCAUUAAAUCUGUAUCGAGAGUGUAUCCAAAUGUACCACAAUUUGCUUGUAUAUGGCAUCUAUGGAACAACGUAUAUAAGAAAUUCAAAAGGAGUCAUGCCAAGUUGAGCGAGAUAUACUUCUCGAUGGCAAAAGCAUACACACAAGCUGAAUUUGACAGUCUAAUGGAGAAGGUGGAGAAGGUAGAUAUUAGGGUGAAAGAAUACUUAGAGUUAGCUGGAUACGAAAAGUGGGCUAGGUUGUAUGCACCUGUUAACAGGGGACGGACAAUGACGUCAAAUAUUGCUGAGUCAAUCAAUGCCGCAUUAGUUUCAGCAAUGGAAUUGCCAAUAUACAACUUUCUCAAAGAAGUUAGGAAGAUGUUUGGACGUUGGAAUUGUAGUAACCGCAAAGAAGCUACACAGACAUACACGACGCUUGGAGAAAAAUACCAGGAGAUGCAUACUUUGAAUGAGGUGGUACCAUCAACUGAAUACUUACAUACGGUUAACGAUGGAGGGAGGAAUUACACAGUCUGCAUGUUAGAGAGAAAAUGUGUUUGUGGGAGGUUCCAAGUUGAUGAAUUGUCAUGCCCACAUGCUUGGGCUGUAUUGAAGAGCAAGUUUCUAAUGCCAGAAGAAUAUUGCUCUAACUAUUACAAAUCAAAUACUGUUGUAAUGACAUACGAUGUGCAUGUGUACCCGCUACCAGACAGAUAUGACUGGAAUAUACCAGCACAUGUUGCAGAGGAGGUUGUACUACCACCCAAAUGGAAAAAACCUCUUGGAAAGCCAAAGAAGAAGCGCAAUAAACCUUUAAGUGAAUUGCUGCAGCCAAAAAGUCAACAUUCAUGUAGCAUAUGUGGGCAGGGAGGACAUAACAAGUGA